Phytomonas sp. Hart1 is the source of this 2040-nucleotide messenger RNA. NCBI's taxonomy places the organism in Eukaryota, Euglenozoa, Kinetoplastea, Trypanosomatida, Trypanosomatidae. The record is from the annotation of a GenBank genome assembly.
AUGGAGCCUCAUGUGUUCUGCGGGCCUGAGUUCGUCCUUGAGGUUCCACCAAGCGCGAUAGAGCGCGUUUUAAUAAUUCAGGAUUCCUCUCACGAAGGAGUUUCCGUGCAAUCCCCCUUGGGUUCCAAUCCGAAUUCGAUCUCAAACGCCACGAAUUCGUCAGAGGUGAACACGGGGACUUCGCAGAUCCUGCCGGCGUGUUUAUUAAACUUUCAAACUGAACUUAUCUUACUUUGCUCUCCACUGACCCGCCGUCGACUUCACUGGAGCGAGACGUCUGCGCGGGGAGGAGGGCUGCAGGCCCGAGCUUACCCCGGCGAUGGAUAUUUUCACGGGAUUGGGCCCAUGCCGGAGCCGAUUUCGCAAUUAAAAUAUCUUACGGCAGUGAGUUCGGACGGCCUACGUGCCGAGGAGGCGGCUUCGUUAACGCAAUCCAUCACGAUCGUUCGCUCUCAUCCGAAAUUUCCCAUCGGAGUUGGGGAAACGCGCACGUCGAGUGUGUAUUUUUUGCUCCAUCUCACAGAUUCCCGCAUCGCCGCAGAGAUUUAUUUAAUGAGCCUUCGCAAUGGGUGUAUUUCGCUCUCUCAGCAGUGCCGGGUAUUUAAUUAUUUCCGAACCACGGCGAUCCGCUCGGCCCCGAUCGACGCGCUGGAAGUUUUACACAAACGUGAGGUCCUCCGUCGGCGAUGGAACCUCGACGAGGAUCUUUUUUCUACCAUGCAGACCGGCAUGCGGGGCGAUCCCGCCAUCGAGGAGGCCAAAAAACACGCGAUGGAGAAUCCCAACGACCUCCACACGACCGGGGCGGUGCCUUCGUCGUCUUUUGCGUCUUCGCCGGGUUUUUUUCAUGCAAGCGCGGCGCAGCGUCUGGCGCGUAUCACCGCCCUUCUUUCUUAUUGUGAAGCCCACGUGCACGAGGUGGGCGUCCUCGACGUGUCGGAGCAGGCGAGCCCCUUUCUCCUCGCGAUCGGGCUUUUUUUCGACUUCGAACUCGGGAUUGGAGAUCUUUGCACGCAUUUUAUUCGCCACCCCCGCCGCGUUGUCCGGGCGGUGGGGCUUUUUCUCGCGCGGUAUCUCCUCCCCCCGGAGGAGUUACUCGUGAUUUUCGCCCCGUCGUUGAAGGAUGAGGUCGGGAUCGCGUGCGGGGGGGCGGACGCGUCGCCCUGCGCGAUGCGCGACCUCGCGCGGCGGCUUUUGCGCGAAAGCGAGGUCGGGGAGGCCUGGCUGCCGGUGUAUCACGCCUUUUGGAUGCGCACGGUGAUUGAGCCCAUCCUCCGUGAGGGGUCCUCAGUUGGGGAUGUGUCACAAGGGGGACCUUUACAGGGGGGUCCUUUAGCUGGGGAUACUUCACUGCCUGUGUCAUCUUCACACGCUGUGUCAUCUGCACACGCUGUGUCAUCUGCACACGCUGUGUCAUCUUCACAGCCUGUGUCAUCUUCAGUUGGGGUUUCUUUACACGGGGAUUCCAAAGGGCCGAAAGGCAGCGGGCGAGGGGUCGCCGCGCGGGGGUUUCGCAGCCUCGCGGAUAUCUGCCGCUUCGCGCAGAAGCGGCGGGCCAGGGUGCUCGUCCCCCAGCGCAUGGCCACCCUCGUCGCCCGUACCCAACGACGGGACCAAGUGGACCACAAUGAGGGGAGUCGUUAUUUACAUAAUCUAACGACCGCCGAGGAUGCCUUACUAAGCGGAAGUGAUCUUCAGGAUAGCGAUUCCGCCAAUGAAGAGGACGACGAGGAUGGGUUUUUGAUUCCUGUGCAAGUGGAGGACGAAGAGGGCGUUGCUGUGGCUUCCCAUUCUCACAGGGAGCCGCAUCUUAUUCCUUUUAGAAACAAAGAAAAAGCUGCAAAGGCGGCGAAGGAUGCGGGGUCUUCGUCGAUGAAAACGACGACACUGCCAGCUUCUCUUUCUGAGCAGGCAAAGCGCAUCCAGGAUGAAGUGAUUAAUCCGCAUUCUAUGAUCCUAAAGGAGGGGUAUCGUAUUGUGAUGUCUUUAUUAGGUCGAACUCGCCCUUUUCACGAGGAUGAACGAUAUUUGGAGUUUUGA